UCUGUAAAAAAUACCGUUAUUUGUUGUCUGUGAUUGGUGGAAUUCCACUAGUGUACUAAUGAAAAUAAGGGUUGUCACACGUCAGAUAAAAGUCAGGGAAUUUUAUUUUGAGUCAGGAAAAAUUGACAUUUUGAGGAAAAGUCUGGGAAAAUUGAAAUAAUCUAACACGGCUGAUUUAAUACCAUUUAAGGUGGAAGAAACAUUUGGGAUCACGGUGAUCUCAACGAUAGUUUUUCCUUAAUCGAUAGUGGAGAAGCAAACUUUGUUGAAAACUUAUCCGUGUCAAUGAACGGGUAGAAAGGACGGCUGUAUGUUCACGCGAGAAGCCGCUACUAGAUCUGAUAUCUUGUAUUUUCUGGUAUUUUUUGCUAUUUUUAUCAGGGAAAAGUCAGUGAAUUUUGAAAAGUGAUUUCUGUGGCAACCAUGGAAAAUGCUGCACUCUGACUGGCUGAGUUAUCACACACUAUCAAGCCGUUAAGUUUGCGGUGACUUGAUGCGGUCAGCAAAAUGGCAACGUUUUUUCGUUUUUCCGAAGUUUUGAAGAGAUAUUUAGAAACAUGGAUAAAUGUUUUUCUGAGAAGACUAAAAGAAGGACGGUUACGGUUUUUUGAAUUUAAAAAACUCGAAAUUGAAAAAAAAAAACAAAAAAAAAACUGAUAAGCGUGUGCACACAACUGCAAAUUUCAAAUGAAAACUCAGUCUGCGCGGUUUUUCUGAAGCGCGAUGUUUAUUACUAAUACGAUAAAUUAUUGGAAACCGCGAUUUGAAAAAAUUGUUAGUCAGAAUUCUAUUAAAACAAUUGAUUAUUAGUUCUCGAUUUCUAUGCGGUGAUAGGUAAUUCGGCCUUCGGCCUCAUCUGCUAUCACCUCAUAGAAAUCUCGAGCUCAUAAUCUAAUUGUGAAUUUAAAAAAACCGCAGAUACUACGCGCGCUCUGGUUGGUCAAUAGAGGUGCCAAACCUAUGUUCUAUCGUACCGGCAAACAUGGCGGCUCUGCGCGGGCUGGGGAAAAAUUGCUCAACUGUAUUCUCUUGUCGUUUGGUCCAACUGAUGCUUAAAACAGAACCUCAAAAAGAAAAAACAAAAGCAAUCGAAAACGUAAGAAAUUUCUGCCGUCACUGGCCGGCAUAACAUCAGUAACACGGACAUCUUUUCAUUCAACAUUUACAUAGAAACCCCGUCCGCCUUGCGAGUUUUGUUAUUGGUCUCCUCAGCUGCACGCACACACUGAAUUGUGGGCUUGGUCGUGUUGAGAGCCAAUCAGAUUCGAGUGUUUUGUUGUAGUGUUUGCCCACUCGGUUUUCGUGUAAGCGAUAGAAAUCGUUCUCUUUUCUAAAUGGAAUCUAAGCGGAAAGAUUCAACAAUGUGCAGUAAUCCUUUGUUUUGUCUUCAAUAUUUUGUUGAUCACCCACGUGUUAUUGUGUCGACACGAGUAGAGACUGCGAAACACAUAUCAAAAUACGUCAUUUCGCUUCAGCUUUCCAGUACCAAAAUUCCCAGUGUAAAAACGUUCUUAAAAAGAAAUGCGAAUACCGGUAUUCUUCAUUGGUUGACUUAAAACCCGCCCGUUUGCCAAGAAAUUUUUGCUGCUUUGUUGUGGUAAUUGAUGGUCCAAAUUGUGAGCACAGCAAAAAGCGCCGCUGGAAAAUUGUCACGAUUUGCACAACGGUGGUUUCUUGCUUUGUAAAUUAACAAAAUGAACUUCAAAGAUAUCUAUAUUUUAUUUGCCAAUGUUUUCGCAACGUUUAUUUGAACUCACUCUGUUACCCUUUUUCCAAUACUGCAUACUGUAUACGCUAAAUUUUCCGGAACAUCUAAUAAAUUGUCUUUAAUUGCUCAUUUACACCCAGUUGAAACUUCACUUGUUGUUCGUCAUUCUUGAAAGCGAAAAUAACGCAAUACAAUCGUGUUUGCUUCUUCUAAUGUAUUAAGAUUGCCCAAACUGUCCCAAGUGUAAAUUCGCUGGUGAAAUGUUUCUGUUUUCGUGGUGGCAGUUGAUGUUUUUGCUUUUAAGCGAAACAAUACCACGAAGCAAAUUCUCAGUACUUAUCUUUCUUUUUGGUGAUCUUAAAAACGGAAAGACGUCAACAAAAGAGAACUGCUUUCCUGACAGCUGAAAAAGCUGUUUGUUCUACAAAAUAUAAAAAUACAAAAUGGUUAUAAUUUUAUUUCUUAAGCAAAAGAACUUUCGAAAACGAAACAUCAGAGAGAACUUGAAUUCGUCGCUGGAGCUUUCUUGUUUUGUACACUUGGACACAUUGACGGAGUUUUUCCUGUCCCAACUUUUAGGAAGGACUUUUUCGUAGAGUUAAAUCGGCUUAAUCGUCUCAGAAUUCAAGGAGUGUAACUCUUCUCUCCUGUUCGCUCUCGAAUCAAACUCGUCAACAACAUCGUUUUUGCAGGUGAACGAUGACAAACCACAGCGUUUUUAUUUCGCAAGACGGCGAGGAGAAAUUCACCCCUGCGGCCAUCGUUCAGUUUGUAUUGCUGGCGAUAAUUUUUGUUAUUGCGGUCACUGGAAAUGGUUUAGUUUGCUUCGUGGUGUACCAUUUUAAACAGCUGCGCACUAUACCAAACAUUCUCAUCGUCAACCUCUCGCUGAUCGACUUGAUCAAUUCUCUUGUUAACAUGCCUCUUUUCGCCGGUUUUUACGUUUUUAAGUGGGACGUUUUUAAGGGCAAGUGGAUCAGCUAUUUGUUGACUUCGCUGCAUAACUACAUUCUGUAUUUAAACGUUUUAACCCUGAUCGUACUUAUGGCGGAUCGAUAUGGUGCUAUUAAGUUCAAGCAGCGUUACCACGCAUGGAAAACCACGAGUAAAGUUCGUCGUGCGAUUGCCGCCAUCUGGAUCACAAGCACCGCGCUGAUGGCUUACUUAGGUUUUCGCCGCCAUCGAAUUCUGUCUCAGUACGAGGGCCUGUCGAUCUUAGAAUACCGUCAGAUUCUAUACAAAGCCGAGGGCUGGAAGGUUGCGAUAUGCGUUUUCGGCACCCCCCUGAUUAUCUUCGUUGUCUUAGGAACGCUUAUCUGGCGCUCUGUUCGAGCAAGUAGGCGGAGAAUCAAAGCGAUUAGCGGAGGGGACAAUUGCUCCCCGCAGGGAAGAAAAAUGCUUCAACUCCUCCGCGAAAAAGAGCUUCAAACCACACGCAACAUUACCAUCAUUGUGGUGGCGUAUUUCGUUUGUUUUGCCCCUGCCAUAGCUCACGGUGUGUGUGUGCGAAGGGACAUUGACGUGCCGUGGUUGGAAUAUUUCGCCUUCUUCUUCACCUAUUUCACAAGCGCCUGUAACCCGAUUGUGUAUUCGCUGCGAACGUGCCGGUUCCGGCAAGUCAUUAGGGAUCUUUUGAAACCGAAGCGGAAAAGGGAUCCGGUUUUGCCAGUUGUGCGUACAACAGCAAAAACGUUUGACACGCCUCUCAAAGGACCUUAGUCAGCCUCCGCCAUUUUCGUUGCCAUCUAGAUUAUUGAUAUUGCAUGGUGAAAGGAAAUCUUAUUGCUUUACUGUAAAUUGUGUUCCUGAUAGCUUAGUGGUUUCACAGUCUGAUUUCCUUCGUUUGGACAUGCUCCGAAUAAAAUAUAAUAGCCAAACUCUCGCAUUUAAACAAAAACAAAGAUGUGGCUGACUAGGGCCGUUUAAGUAACUGGAGCGAAUUGCAGCCGGAUUAGAUGAAGUAAUGAGUGUUCAGGCCUCGAUGAGAACUUGCCUCUCUGUAUGUUUAAGUUGCUUGUUCGAAAGUCGUUAGUGACAAACGCUUAGAGGUAAUUUCCUUACACUUAUCAGAACAUAGCAAGAUUCUCUUAACACCGAGAUAAUAUGUAUUUGAAUGAAAUAUCAUUAAAGAGAUUAUUCUCAUGUAAAGAUCAUUCUUUUGAACUUUGUCUUUUUCGCGCGAUAUAAAUACUAAUGGUUGUUAUAAAACAAACUUUUAUAAAACCAAUUAGAAAUAGGGACUUUGGUAACUAACCAAUUUUAGCUAGUGAAUUAUAGGUGAAUAGUUGUAGCCAUAUUUUUGUUUUCUAUUUCAAAUGAAUUCCAUCCACCGUGGUAGAAGUAUCACUGGAAACCAAACAUGUGACAACUGUCAACUAACAACUAUCUUACCCACAUAUAUAUUUUUUAUCCUAACCAUUUUAUUACGUGCAAUGGUCACCAGUCAAACAGAGACCGAGAAACAAGUGCAAAGGAUGCUGACCAGCGAGGUCUAGUUAUUCUGCCUUAUGCCGAAGGGUUUUCGGAAACAGUCGCAAAAGUUCUUUAAGGCUUUAACAUCAGUCUCGCACAAACCCAUUCGCACCAUCUCUAACAUUUUUAAGAAACCAAUAGACCAAAUCAGCGAAGAGUCUUCCAAAGGAAUUGCGUAUAAGAUCAAAUGUAAAGAUUGCCCAAGUGUUUACAUUGGCCAGAUCUCACGUGCACUAUUGAAAAAAAGCACAAGCGAUCGUAACAAUGGAUAAAAAUUCCUUAUUGGCUAAGUACCGCCUGCUUUACCAACAGGAAAUCUCUCAUGAGAUCUCGAAUGUGUUGAAGUAAUCGACCGAUCGUCAAAUUGGAAACAAAGACUCUUCCUCUAAGCGUGGCUUUCUAUCCAAGAUAAAAACUCAAUUAAUGAACACAUUUCAUUCCCAAAACUUUUUUACCAGAGGAAAAAUUCCAAAGUAUUACGCAAUUAUUACGCUAUUGGUUUACUCUAGUUUUGAAUUACAGCCCCCUUUUCUAUAGAACCUUCAUUAACACGUUAUUUGGAUAUUUUUUUCUUUUUUUAUUGAUAUAACAUCAGGGACGCCGUAACUUACUUAACUUUCUUAGCUGAUGAAGGUUGCAGCAGCAACCGCAACGUCCUUUUAUAUUUUUUUUAAGCCAGUAACAACAUAUUUUUA
Molecule: messenger RNA, 4875 nt
Organism: Orbicella faveolata
Lineage: Eukaryota; Metazoa; Cnidaria; Anthozoa; Scleractinia; Merulinidae
Product: neuromedin-U receptor 1-like
Biological process (GO): G protein-coupled receptor signaling pathway
Cellular component (GO): plasma membrane
Molecular function (GO): G protein-coupled receptor activity
Source: RefSeq, a predicted model, not a curated record